CUGAGCUCAGUUUGGCGGCAAAACUUGGCAUUGACAGUUUAGUUUUUUUAUUCAUUUUUUUUAUGACUUACAUCUUGUGAGAAAUGAGCUUGGUUGUGUGAUUUUUAUGUGUUCUUUGGUUUUAAAAGUUAAAAUGGUUGUGAAAUCGUUGUUUUUCUUGUGUCUACUUUCAUUGGGUUAUGGCUCCGUGAUCAUCCCGGAGGAGUUACCCUCGCUGCUAUCCGUGGCAUACUCCAAUAUCCCACCAAUCAAGAAAGGAACGGACUCGAGAGUCGGGUUCGGCUUCGCAUUCGGCAACCAUGCUGACUUGCAGGUGAUGUUCGAGUUGGGGCCGCAGACCAACACUGCUCCGCUUACUGGAAACGCGGGCAGCAGCAACGCGAAGCGGCAAGCACCGACGCCUCCCAAGCUCACUAAAAACAGGGAAAAGCUCCUUCAAACUGAAGCUGGUAGCUACCUCCAAAACUGGGCAUCAGCCAUGCGGCGUCCCGGACGACCGCUGCAAGCAUCCACCGAGCUGCCGAGCCUCGAGGACUCCGUGGUGGAGCUGGUGAAGAACAGCAAGGGGGAGUACGAGAUACACCAGCCCAGACCAGACCAUAUCCCAGUGGAGGUGAUGGACGAACUGAAAAUACUAUACGGGCAGAAGAAAGAAGAAGCCAAGAAGAUGACGCAGAAAGCUAAAGAAAAGAAGAGAAGCGACGCAGAAGUCAAGAAGAUUACAGAAGACUUGUCCAAUGUAGAUUUAGAUUAGUGUUUUGUAAAAGGAAGGGAGUUCUACCAAGGAAAAUAGUGAU
Messenger RNA from Cydia strobilella, 797 nucleotides. RefSeq lists its product as uncharacterized. The transcript is spliced from 6 exons. Lineage: Eukaryota; Metazoa; Arthropoda; Insecta; Lepidoptera; Tortricidae. The coding region runs from base 107 to 754 and encodes 215 amino acids. The record is from RefSeq and is a predicted model, not a curated record.